Messenger RNA from Spirometra erinaceieuropaei, 2247 nucleotides. NCBI's taxonomy places the organism in Eukaryota, Metazoa, Platyhelminthes, Cestoda, Diphyllobothriidea, Diphyllobothriidae. The record is from the annotation of a GenBank genome assembly.
AUGGGCGAGGACGGCAAAAAACUGCUUCAGCAGAGGCUGGCCGAACGAACCCGCGAACAUAAAGCAACUCGCGAAGCAGCCCUAGAGAACAAAUUUCGUAAGCUGCCUGCUCCAAUGUCAUCCAAGAACGACAAACUUGUGCACAACUUGUCAUCAAAGGAGCUGACGGAGGAACAAACGCAGGUUUUACGGCAUGAGGCCUCAUUCAACACAGCCGAUGCCAAACCUGCCAACAUGAUCGCAGCAGUGGAAUCCAUCCUCAGCCAGAGGGGAGCGACAGACGAAACGAAGAACCUCAUUCGACAUCAAGUGUCCUCCCUCCUCAUGGCUCAUAGGUCGCGCGACGUGCUUUCCAAGGUCGAGCGUGAUGCACUUAAGGAACUCAGGGCCGACAACGACCUCGUUAUCGUGCCUGCGGACAAGGGGCGUUCAACGGUCGUGUUGGACAGGACAGACUACAAUCAAAAAGCCAAAAGCUUGUUGGAGGAUCGUCAGUCCUAUGUCCCAUGCGAAUCCAACCCCAUGAAAACGCUGACACGCGAGAUUAACGCGACGCUGUUGGCAAUGGAGAACUCAGGUGCAAUAUCGCCAAUCGACCGACGCAUGGCGAGAGCACAAGAAACGGCCCUAGCUAGAUUCUACGCUCUCCCAAAAGUGCACAAAGACGACGUUCCUCUCCGGCCUAUCGUAUCACUAAAGGGCACUCCAACCUACGGACUGGCAAAGUGGCUGUUCCAACGUCUCAAGUUUCUGACCUCCGAUUCGAACACCACAGUCAGCUCGUCAACGCAAUUCUUGGAGAAACUUAAAGGAGUAAGUCUCCUGCCAAGCGAUAUCAUGGUUUCCUUUGAUGUCACGUCCCUUUUUACUUCUAUCCCGCAGGACCUGGCAGUCGAGACCAUCGAACUACUCCUACGAGAGAAAUACGACGAAACGGAGAAUCGCCUCGGACACGCCCAAAUCAUCCAGCUCCUGAAGUUCUGUCUCAAGACGUACUUUACGUUCGACGGAACAAUCUACGAGCAGGUGAAGGGAACGCCAAUGGGUUCGCCGAUUUCGGGACUCAUAGCCGAGGCGGUCCUUCAACGGCUGGAGUCGCUGGUUUUCCGACACCACAGACCGAAAUUCUGGGCUCGGUAUGUGGAUGACACCUUCGUCGUCAUCGAACGGGAUCAGGUGCUGACGUUCAAAGAACAACUCAACGGCGUCUUCCCGGACAUCCAAUUUACGAUGGAGGAGGAGGAAAACAAUCAGCUGGCCUUCCUGGAUGUCCUCGUCUGCCGCAAAGUUUGUGGUAGCCUAAAAACCAAAGUGUUCAGGAAAGCGACAAAUACGACGCAAAUACUGAACUUCAAUAGCAACCACCCGAUCAGUCACAAACGCAGUUGCGUAAGGGCGCUAUACCGGCGCGUUGAGACGCACUGCAGUGAAAUGGAAGACAAGGUUGCUGAACUACAAUAUCUUCGACGGGUAAUGAGAGCCAAUGGUUACCCGCGCAGCUUUGUCAACCAGUGCAUACGAAAACGACACCAGAGACCAAAUCCAACCGGACCCAAAUUUUGGCGGGCUCUUCCGUACGUGAAGAACGUCUCGGAAUCCGUCAGUCGUCUUCUCACUCCACUUGGAGUUGGGGUUGCACACAGGCUGGAAGCGACCAUUAGGCGCCAAGUCAUGAGGCCAAAAGACCCGCUGCCACGGCAGGACACGUCUGGAGUCAUUUACCGGAUCUGGUGUAGUUGCGGACAAAGCAAUUAUGUCGGAGAAACUGGGAGAUUACUCCGUACGCGAAUUGCCGAGCACGCAGCAGCAGUGAGGCGGGGAGACGCUAACUCUCAGGUGGUGGCACACUCGACGGGACCCGGCCAUAAUUUCAAAUUUCAAGAGGCCGAAAUCCUCGCAAGGGGUGACAACCGCGUGAGCCGCGAGCUGCUCGAGUUAUGGUUCUCAGGCCCGCAAUCCAUCAACAAGCACAAUGACCUCCCGGUACCCUAUAGCGUACUGCGAUUUUCCCUGGGCAGGAGAAUCAUUCACGUGGGGAGGGCGUGGGCGUGCAAUCAUCACGGUGACAGUGAGCCAGUUUGUCGAGCAAUCGUCACACCAGCAUCCAGCACGGAUGACGAAAUCGCGGCAAUUAACGACUCGGACUCGGACCGACAAGCCACCACCGCAUCAAUUACGGCCCCAGUGGUGAUUACGAGAACUGUUAAUUGCAGUGCGCAUGCGGUCCCACGGCAGCCAGUGCUAUAA